Molecule: messenger RNA, 2762 nt
Organism: Pieris brassicae (large cabbage white)
Lineage: Eukaryota; Metazoa; Arthropoda; Insecta; Lepidoptera; Pieridae
Product: regulation of nuclear pre-mRNA domain-containing protein 1B
Exons: 7
Coding region: 231-1274 (347 amino acids)
Biological process (GO): mRNA 3'-end processing
Cellular component (GO): RNA polymerase II, holoenzyme
Molecular function (GO): RNA polymerase II complex binding
Source: RefSeq, a predicted model, not a curated record
CGUCGGUACUUCUAGCUUGCGCUAAAUGUCGUUUCUGAAACUCUGAGUUUACUGAGGACUCAAAAAUCGACGGCUUGUGUCAGGCGCAAAAGGCAAAUUCUGCAUUCUGAUUUCUGGAAAGUGAAAACCAAAUAGAAACACGAUUAUCUCUCGAACAGUUUCAAUUUUGACUGAUUAUACUCUUAUAAGAAGAGAUUUUAACUAAGUGUCUAUCAUAACAGACAAAGUAAAUGGCUGGCUUCACGGAAAACGCGUUGAUUCGAAAACUGCAGGAUUUGAAUUCUAGCCAACAAAGUAUUCAAACACUGUCACUGUGGCUUAUACAUCAUAGAAAACACCACGCUGCCGUAGUUAAAACAUGGUAUAAAGAAUUACUGAAAGUAAAAGAUAGUAAACAGCUUACAUUUAUGUAUCUGGCUAAUGAUGUUAUACAAAAUAGCAAGAAAAAAGGUCCUGAAUAUGGAAAGGAAUUUGGUGAAGUACUUGUAGAUGCAUUUAAACUUAUGGCAAAAACUGGUAUCAAUACAAAAACUAAACAUUCUCUGCAUAGGAUAUUGGGUAUAUGGGAAGAAAGAGGGGUAUACGAUGCAAAUAAAAUUCAAGAAUAUAAAGUUGCUGUGGAUCCAAAUGAUGCUAUUCCAAGUAAAGUUAGCAAGCGAAAGUCCAUAGAUACAGAGCCAAAGGACCCAGAAAAGAAACCAAAGUUGGAGAGCCGCGAAAAGGGUGAGAAAAGAAGGUAUAGUGAGACCAAGGUUGAAGUGGAUGGAAAAAUUGAAACUCAUAUCACACUUAGCCCAAAGACACCUCCUGGUGACCCACCAGAACCUGAAGAACUUAUUAAGGCGUUGUUAGAAUUGGAGUCUAGUGCCUCAAGUGAUGAAGCAGUGAGGGAGAGAAUCGCCUCCCUCCCGCCAGAGGUCUCCGAAGUGCAAUUAUUGUCGAAAUUGGAAGAUAAAGAGGCAGCCCUAAAUCUUAGCACAGUAGUUAAUUCGGCGGUCGAACUACUGGCCGAGUACAAUUUACGUCUCGCAGACGAACUCGACAAAAGGCGGAAAGUGGCAGGCAUGUUGAGAGACUUCGCUCAAGCGCAACGCGAUCUUGCCAAACACGCGGAAGCGAGGCUUGAGGAAUACAAUAUUAAACUCCAGAAGUUGUAUGCUGUGAAAGCGGAAGUAAAAUCUCACAUUGAGAGUCUUCCCGACGUAUCCCGUCUUCCAGAUGUAACAGGUGGUUUAGCGCCUCUACCCUCCGCCGGGGACCUAUUUAGCAUUUAGCUGUCUGAAUCACGGAAUAGAUAAAUGAUUCAUGGCUUAUUCAUUCAACCUAAGUUGUAGGCACCGCAAGCGUAAUGCGUAGUUAAAGUUAUUUGAAAUCCUAUACGAUAUAUAAAAUGCGAUUACUAAAGUAACAUUAGUAUAUUAAAAGCUUUUUCAAUUUAUCUACUCUGUGGUAUAUUUUCAUAAAGCUUUCGCUAUACAUAAAUUGUAGUGUUAAGUCUAUAUUACCAAUCGUUAUUACUACGAGUCGUUUUUGCGUAACAACCUGGUUUCAAUUAACGGCGACGCAACAUGCUAGACAAAUAUUACUUGCCUUAACAGUUAAAGACAUAAUUACUAUUCGUAGCAAUUCGUUAUACAACUUAAUCCCUUCAUUUUAGGAAAAAUAGUUCCUCAAAUUAGUAUUUAAACUAGACGCGUGUACGUUAUUGAUUCAUAUGGAUGGUAUUAUGCAAUACAUUUUCUUUGGCUCGGUGGACUGAUUUUCAGCAACUCCCUUGCAAUAUUUAUUGUUUGCUAUUAUUGUUUUCAUCUGCUUGUUACAUAUUGGCUUUUUAUGUAUUUACAUUGUAUAUAAAUACGCUAUCGCUAACAAGCUCAUUAAUAUCUUAUUGUCCUCGUUUUAACACGUCUAAUGUUUGAGAGCAAACAUAAAGUAAAUAAAUGAUGCAUGAAUUUUGUUUAAAAUUUAAUGUAAAGAUUAAAUUUUUCAGAUUGAACUGGUUUGCAAAUCACAAAUUAACGAACGGUCAAGAAUUAAAAGCAGAUUUUAAGUAAAAAGCACAUUUAUAUCAAUUACAUUUUGACAUCCUUGACUAUACCUACGCCAGUAUUCUGUUACUACGAUUGCGAUUGCGAUCCCGACUUCAAUAUUUAAUUAUUGUUCGUGAUCCCGAGGUAAGACACGAGCUAUUGAACUCGAAACUAAUAUAUCUGGCAACAAUGUAUAGAAUUCAUUAAUGUUAUAUUCAUCAAUCAUUAUUUAUAUUAAUGAUAGCUAUUAAUUAUACUAAUGAUAUUCACCUUUUUAAUUGCAUUAUACCAUCCUAUACGAUUAAGCUGGAAUGUUUGGUUUGAUGUAUUUUAAGCAAUAAAGUAUCGACUGACACGAAUGUUCAAUUUGUAUUAGUAAAAAGUGCUCUUACAUCGUAAUAUAAGAAUGUUAUUAUUUGUAAAUAUAUAACCUAAAAUCAUUCGACUAUUAUGACAUUUUGGUCAACUAUACUCGGAGUUGUCCAAAUAUCUAAUCUAUCAUUAAUCAAUACUAAAUACAAUAAUGCUACAACUGCCCGACAUUUGUCACAUGGAGAACUCAUUUUACUAAGCUUACGUUAACAGUUAAUGAACGACUCUGAGUAUGGCAGUUUUAAGGACUAUUUAAGAUGCAUUUUUUAAUUUAGUGUUUUGGCUAUUUGUGAUUUUUUUGACCAAAUUGUAGUAUCACCGUAAGUGGCCCCACGAUAUUACAAAAUAUACAUAUUGUUA